Messenger RNA from Sphaerulina musiva SO2202, 1582 nucleotides. RefSeq names its product NEDD8 activating enzyme. Gene Ontology annotation, biological process: protein neddylation. The record is from RefSeq and is a predicted model, not a curated record. The transcript has a single exon. Gene Ontology annotation, molecular function: NEDD8 activating enzyme activity. Bases 16 to 1275 code for a protein of 419 amino acids. Lineage: Eukaryota; Fungi; Ascomycota; Dothideomycetes; Mycosphaerellales; Mycosphaerellaceae. Gene Ontology annotation, cellular component: nucleus; cytoplasm.
GACCCCGAAGCCUUCAUGCCUGGCGAGCCCACAAUCCAGACGCUUGAACAGAUCAAGAUCUUGGUUAUUGGAGCCGGCGGACUGGGUUGUGAGAUUCUCAAGAACCUGGCGUUGUCGGGCUUCAAGAACAUUGACGUGAUUGAUAUGGACACCAUUGACGUCUCUAACCUGAACCGCCAAUUCCUCUUCCGCCAGAAGGAUGUGGGCUCCCCCAAAGCCACAGUAGCCGCGGACUUCGUGAUGAAGCGAGUGCCAGGUUGCCAGAUCAACGCAUACGUUGGCAAGAUACAGGAUAAAGACGAAGACUACUACAUGCAAUUCCACAUUGUCGUUUGUGGACUGGACAGCAUCGAGGCGAGAAGAUGGAUUAAUGCUACGUUGGUGGGAAUGGUGGACAAUGAGAAUCCAGACAGUCUCAAGCCUCUCAUUGAUGGAGGCACCGAGGGCUUCAAAGGGCAGUCGAGGGUCAUCUUUCCGACGAUGACUUCUUGCAUCGAAUGCCAACUAGAUAUGCAUGCUCCUCGAGCGGCCGUCCCGCUUUGCACGCUGGCCACGGUCCCGAGACAGCCCCAACAUUGCAUUGAGUGGGCGCAUAUCAUCAAGUGGCCGGAACUGAGAAAGGACGACUUGCUGGAUACUGAUGAUCCGGAACACAUCACAUGGCUCUACCAACUCGCUCUCCAACGUGCCAAGGAAUACGGCAUUGAAGGUGUCACGUACUCCAUGACCCAAGGUGUGGUCAAGAAUAUCAUCCCAGCAAUUGCAUCGACAAACGCCAUCAUUGCUGCAAGUACUUGCAAUGAAGCUUUCAAGAUUGCCACCAACGCGGCCUCUUUCCUCGCCAAUCCCGCUACUCUUCCCCCAGGCGUCGACCCGGAGACGUACGAUCCCGAAGACGAAUUCGCACCUGCGCCCAACAAUUACAUGCUCUAUACUGGCGACAACUCGAUCUACACAUAUACUUUUGGACAUAAGAAGAAGCCGGACUGUCCAGUCUGCGGCAAUCUUCCCAAGGACAUCGCUCUGUCUGCGGAAUCGACUCUCGGUGACUUUGUUGAGAGUUUGGCGGAGAGACCCGAGGCACAGCUGAAGAAGCCCAAUCUGAGGUCGGAGGCGAAGUCGCUGUACUACAGUAGCCCGGAGGGAUUGCGGGAGCAAACGGAGGCAAAUCUGCUCAAGAAGAUGACGGAAUUGGUCGAGGAGGGCGAGGAGAUUGCAGUGAGUGAUCCGGCAUUGGCGGGAAUCGACCUGAGGUACAAGGUGCGGUUCUCGUAGGAAUGAAGUUAUGAUGAAGGGAAGAAAUGCAAGCUGGAAGAGAACACCAGGGGCUCUCCGAAAGCCGCCUGUGCCGUGUAGCACGCACGCCGCGAGAGCGAGAUGCAGUGAACAUGGUUUCAGCCGGAAAAUACACGACGAAAUGUUUCACAUGGCUUACGAACUAGCAUUGAUAUGCGCUUGCCCUCUACAUCAAGUCGAGUACCUCCGCCAGUCUAUCCGGAUAGAUGAGGAGGUAUAUGAAAAGAGAUUUAGCUCGUCGACACCAUCGAGUGUGAUGUGUAUUCUGUUUUGGUGUAUGCCCUUU